Messenger RNA from Sporothrix brasiliensis 5110, 3303 nucleotides. RefSeq names its product beta-galactosidase. The record is from RefSeq and is a predicted model, not a curated record. Bases 1 to 3303 code for a protein of 1100 amino acids. Gene Ontology annotation, cellular component: beta-galactosidase complex. NCBI's taxonomy places the organism in Eukaryota, Fungi, Ascomycota, Sordariomycetes, Ophiostomatales, Ophiostomataceae. Gene Ontology annotation, molecular function: carbohydrate binding; beta-galactosidase activity. The transcript has a single exon. Gene Ontology annotation, biological process: lactose catabolic process.
AUGGGUCUCCCGCGACAGGAGGUGCCUGGGCGCCACGACUACGAGAACGAGGCCGUCGUCCGCCGCAACGCCCUGCCGCACCGCACCUACUACCUGCCGCCCGAGGCCACGCUUUGCCUGAAUGGCAGCGACGGCGAGUGGCAGUUCCACUACGCCGACUCGCCGCUCAACGCGCCUGAUGCUGCAGCCGCGAGCUCGUCGUCGCCGGACUCGGGGGAUGGCUGGUCCCCGAUCACGGUCCCCGGCCACUGGCAGCUCGAGGGCCGCCUGCGUGGCCACGGCGACGCCUGGGGCAUCCCGCACUACACCAAUGUGCAAUACCCCAUCCCCGUCGCGCCGCCCUAUGUCCCUGCUGUCAACCCCACAGGCACCUACCGGCGUGUGUUUUCGGUGCCAUCUGCAUGGGCGGAGCAAUUCCCGGGUGGUGGCGGCCCGCGGCUGCGUCUGCGGUUCGACGGCGUGGACAGCGCGUACCACGUCUGGGUGAAUGGCUCGCUGGUCGGCUACGCCCAAGGCUCGCGCAACGCCGCCGAGUUUGACAUUACCGAGGCGGUGGCUGCUGCGGCCCACGCCCACGAGGUGACGCUGGUCGUGCAGGUCUACCAGUGGUCCGACGGCUCGUACAUUGAGGACCAGGACCAGUGGUGGCUGUCGGGUAUUUUCCGCGACGUGCAUCUGCUUGGUUUCUCGGCGACGACGAGCAUCGACGACUGGUUCGUGCGCACCGACCUGGACGCCUCGUACACGGAUGCGGUGCUGCGCGGUGCUGUGACCGUGCGCACCGUCGAGCCUGCUACGCUGAGCCUGCGUCUGCUGGACAAGGAAAGCGCAAGCGCCCUCGUGGGCGAGACAUCCGUGCACGUUCAUGCUGGUACUCUUGCAGCGACCCCCACGACUAUCGAAAUUGCCUUGCCCGUGGCCAAUCCACGCAAGUGGACGGCCGAGACGCCGUACCUGUACCGGGUCGAGCUCACGCUGCGCCCGCUUUCGGGCAACGACCGACCCCACACUGUCCAUCAGACCGUGGGCUUCCGUCAAGUUGAGCUCCUCAACGGCUUACUGUGUGUCAAUGGGGUGUCUCUCCGCUUGCGUGGCACCAAUCACCACGAACACCACCCGCUGCACGGCCGCGCCGUUCCCGGCGACUUUAUGCGCCACGACCUGCUGCAGAUCAAGCAGUACAACCUCAACGCUCUGCGCUGCUCGCAUUACCCACCACACCCGCGUCUCCUGGACCUGGCCGACGAGCUGGGCCUCUGGGUCAUAGACGAGGCCGACCUCGAGUGCCACGGAUUCUACGACGUCGUGGCACGCCCCCUCGACAUUCCCGAGGAGAUGGACUACGAGGAGCGCAAGAAGCUGACCUUCCCAAAGGCAGCCGCCUUCACAUCCGACAACCCCUCGUGGCGUGCUGCGUACCUCGACCGCAUGGAAGCCAUGGUGCAGCGCGACAAGAACCACGCGUCCAUCAUUGUCUGGUCUCUGGGCAACGAGGCCUUUUAUGGCCGGAACCACAAAAACAUGUACCACUACGCCAAAGCGGUCGACCCGUCCCGGCCUGUCCACUACGAGGGCGAUGCCCAUGCCGAGACGGCCGACAUGUACUCGUACAUGUACCCGUCCGUGGAGCGCCUGGCGAAGCUGGCAGAGACCGAGGGCGUCGACCCCAAGACGGGCCGCUACGAGAAGCCCAUUAUUCUGUGCGAAUACGCCCACGCCAUGGGCAACGGCCCCGGUGGCCUCGCAGACUACGAGGAACUCUUCCGCACGCACCCGCGCGUCCAGGGCGGUUUCAUCUGGGAGUGGGCCAACCACGGCCUGUGGAAGGACGACGGCGGUGGCAAAGCGUACUAUGCCUACGGCGGCAACUUUGGCGACGAGCCCAACGACGGCACCUUUGUCAUGGACGGCCUGUGCAACAGCCAACACCAGCCCACGCCGGGCCUCGUGGAGCUCAAGACGGUGGUGCAGCCCGUGCGCGUAUCACUCGGUUCGGGCGCCGGCAACAGGACGCUCACAAUCCAAAACCUCUACGAUUUCAUCGACCUGAGCCAUCUGGCGCUCUCCUACCGCAUCGAGGAUUUCUCGUCGGGCGACUCCCACAGCCAUGUCCUCUUUGCUUCGCGUGAGCUUGCGCUGCCGCACAUUGCACCGCACGGUGGAAAGGACACGGUCGUUCUGGACGGCAUUGACUACUCCGCAUACAAGGACAACGCCGAUGUUCUUCUUACCGUGCUGCUCUCCCGCAAGGGGGAAGAGUCCGGAUGGAAGGACGUUGCCCAUUUCCAACAGUACUUGACCACCGCAGAGAAGAGCCACCUGGCGACUAUGCCUCUUUCCAACGUCUUGUCCGCUACGACUCAGACCGCUACGGUGCAGCACGUUGGAUCCACAAUCACGGCCGCUGUUGGCCCGCACGCGCUUGUGUUCAGUGCCGUCCGUGGCAGCCUCACAUCAUGGACUGUACGCUCUGGUGGCAAGAGUGUCGUCGUUCUUGGGUCCACCGACGCUGCAUCCACACUACCGGCAAUUGCUCCCGGUUUCUGGCGCGCACCCACAGACAACGACCGUCCACUGUCCGUUCCCUACUGGAAACGCUUCGGUGUCGACACGCUCGGUCUCCAUCGUGUUGUCUCGGUCGACCACGCCAUAUCAGGCGAGACUGCGACCGUCACCAUCGAGACCGUCAUGGCCGCCCCUGUCCUGGGCUGGGGCUGGACCUGCCGCACCGUCUACACGUUGUCGGCCGGCGGCCUGGCUGUGGCGGUUGCCCUGGCGCCCUUUGGCAGCGCCCCGGACCACGUCCCCCGCAUCGGCCUCGACGUCCGCGCAAACAAGUCGCUGCAGAACUUUGCGUGGUACGGCCAGGGACCCGGCGAGUCGUAUCCGGACAAGAACCUCAGCCAGCGCGUGGGGGUGUACGAAGCCAGCCUUGCCGAUCUGCAGGUGCCGUACGACGUGCCACAGGAGAAUGGCAACCGUAUGGGCACGCACUGGAUGACGGCGACCGCCCAAGAUGGCCAUCUUCGCCUCCGUUCCACGCUGAGCGAUGCGCCGGAAAACGAGGGGCGAGCGAUAUCCGGCUUCUCCUGGGCCGCGGGACCGUACUCGGCACGGGUCUUGGACGCAGCGGCGCAUCCGUGUGACCUGGUCGGCCAGGAAGACGCGGAUGCGGUGCUGCUCCGCCUUGAUGCGCGUGUCGCUGGUGUCGGCUCGGCCGCGUGCGGGCCAGGCGUGCGGCCCGACCUCUUGGCGGCCGUGGAACCUGUGUCGUUUGCCUUUGCUCUGGAGGCAACUGUCUAA